AAUAUUAGUCGCAUAAACGCCUUUAAGACGUCAAUGUUAUAUUUGUAUUAUAUUUGUAUUGUUUAUACAAUCAUACAAAACCCGAAAACUAAGAUAAAUAUGUAAAAGAGGAAGUAGAGUAUAUAAAUUGCACUUACUCUGAGACAUCCUUGAGGUAGUCUGUAUACUGAUAAAGCGGUACUCUACUAUAAAUAUAAAAUAUACUUUAGGUACUGGUCUAAAGUGACUAAUAAUUUAUAAUUAAGUGUUGGAGUAGAGACAUGGAUUUGGAUUCACAUUACAUAGAGAUUUGCAAAGCAAACAGUGGGGCCAUUAGAUUUCAAGUCAAGUCUAAUUCAGGAUGUGCACAACUUUAUUUAUCUGGAAUAAAUCCACCACACAAAGACCUUUUUGAUAUAACUUUAUCUCUUGAAUCCAGAAUUGGAAACCUGGAGACCAGAAAUAUGGACAGCACCUCGGCUGUAACUCCCUUCAUUAACUUGAUAGAACAGUUUCAAGAGUUAUGGCUGACCUGGUACAAUGGUGACAUUUGUUUGGGUUUUGGUGAUAACCCAGAGCCCUUCCUUAGAUACAAAUAUCAAAAUAAUGAAAACGAAAUGAUUGGAUACAUCAAAUUUGUUAAAAAGCUUUCAUUGACAGAGUGGAUAUAUGAAAAAUCUCCAAUCAUAUCAGAAGCCUUACAACCGAAGAAGUUAUGUAGUGGAGAAUUACGAUGGGUAACCCUUAUUGACCAUAAGUUACCACCGGACGCUUUGAUAGCGGGGUUUGAAAAAGAGCCUCUAUAUAUUGCGUGUGCACUGCAUGGGCAUUCUAUGUGUCCGGGAAAGUAUGUGCCGUCGAAACGGAAAGCUUUCGUGCCGUGGGGCGGCAGGGAACAUGCGAAGGAUGAUUUCCAGGUGCUCUGCGGCUACAACGCCACUUGGGUAAAAACUGGCUCAAACAAGAUACCCCAAAAUGCUUUCAUCGGCGGCAUUUCCGAAGUGAGACAGGAGCCCCUUUACAUAGGAAGGGCCGUGCACGAAGGCAACCUUAUCAAUGGCAAGAUACACGUCAUAUACCAUACCUGCUACAUACCCUACGAGGGUAAGGAGGUUGAGAUAUACGAUCAAUUUGAAGUUUUAGUGUUGCCGGACCAAAAUUAUCGUGGAAUUUUGGGAAUGCCCGAAUUUGAUAUGUGAAUUCAAAUGUACCUAUAGUACCUAUCUUAGAUUUGUUGUAAAGUUUUCUUAAUUACUUCUGUAAAAUAAUGUAAUAUAUGUAUAAAUUUAAGAAUUAUUUAUAAAUAUAAGCACAAUAAUUACAAUUAGUAUUAAAAGUCAUAUAUUGAUCCA
Molecule: messenger RNA, 1331 nt
Organism: Cydia pomonella (codling moth)
Lineage: Eukaryota; Metazoa; Arthropoda; Insecta; Lepidoptera; Tortricidae
Exons: 5
Coding region: 261-1178 (305 amino acids)
Source: RefSeq, a predicted model, not a curated record